ACUCGCUACUGGGCAUGCGCAGGGGAUGGACGGUUUUGCAACUCAGCGAAAUAAUAUUAUUUUUGUACAGAGAUCAACGUUCGGAAAACUGGAGUAGGGUUCUGAUUUAACUAGUGUGUCGAAGAAGCUGAAUUUUGCCUGUUAAGAAGAUUGUCAAAAAAUUGAUUUAAUCUCGCUCUUUUAAAAUCGGCGUUAUUUUGUUUGGUAAGGGCGGAAGAAGAGAAUUGUAAUUUAGGCCUUAUCAACCAAUUUCGAUCAAGGAAAAACUUCCAAGAUGAGCUGGGACAGUUGGCUGAAAGAUAAAAUGGACAAAAGGAAGUACCCUUAUAAACAAGCUGCAAUCGAGGACAUUUCAAGGGCACUCAAAUCUUUUAGUGAUUUAACUCCCAAAGUAGAGAGGUUUGAAUAUGGCAGUGUAAGAGUAAGUGAUCUCAUAUGCUGCAAUGGGACAAUUCCAGUCAGAUAUAAAGGAAAUGUGUACAACAUUCCAUUAAAAUUAUGGAUCCUAGAAGCACAUCCAUUUAAACCGCCGGUUGUGUUUGUUAACCCCACAAGCAGCAUGGUUAUUAAACCUGGAAGGCAUGUUGACCAACAAGGAAGGGUUUAUUUACCAUAUUUAACGGACUGGCGGAGCCCUGGCUCUGACCUAUACGAACUGAUUCAGAUCCUAUGUCUUACGUUUGGAGAUGACCCACCAUUGUAUUCACGAGGCAGUAUGCCACCAAACAGACCACCCCCACCACAGAUAAAUGCAAGAGGGCAACAGCCUCCUUAUCCUGGGAUGCAGCAGUCAACCCCGUACCCAACUUCACAGCAUAGCGGGAUGCCAUCAAUGCCGCCUCAUGGUUCUCAGCCGGGUGGGUACUACCCACCAACCAGCGCCAUGCCUUAUUCAAAUUCAAGCCAAAGUGGAGCACCGUACCCAACAUCGACAUCGGGUUUGCCCCCGUACCCAGCCAGCGAUUCUUUACCAACUUCAAGCUACCAGACCUACAAUUCCCAACCCCCCUCAAUGCACCAGCCCCCGCAACAGCCGAGAAGUUCAAAUUACUUUCAUGGUGCCCCGACCACCAGCCAAUCGCCAGUAGUCAGUGACGGUGGUAAUCAGACAUUUCAGCAGAGAAGUGGGCCUAGCAGGCAGGACAGUGUUAUUGAUCCAAAUGUCCUAAAGAUGUCUGUACUAUCCUCCGUUGAAGAUAAAUUGUCAAAGCGUGUAAAAGAAGUUUUUGAACAAGCCAAGCGAGAGCUGGAUGAUCUGACUAAUACAAAUAAUGAAUUACAAGAACGGAAACAAAAACUAGCGAAAAUAAUUGAUAAACUGAACCAAGAAGAGAAUGUUGCUUCAAACAACGUGGAAUUGUUGGAAAGAAAGAACAAAGAAUUGACAGAGUUGGUCCAAAAAGUUGAGCAUGAUACUUCAAAUUUCAAUAUCGAUGAGGUCGUUGUGACGACUGCCCCUCUGUAUAAUCAAAUUUUGCAAACAUUUGCAGAAGAAAACGCCGUGGAGGAUGCUAUUUAUUAUCUUGGUGAAGCUUUGCGAAGGGAAAUUAUUGAUCUUGAAGUAUUUUUGAAGAACGUCCGCUCUUUGUCAAGGAAGCAGUUCUUCUUACGGGCACAGUUAAAGAAAGCAAGAAAAACUGCAGGGCUGAAGGAGUUAACCAUAACCUGAUUUGAAAAUCCAUCCCUGAUGCCAUUCGGUUUUGAAGGAAAAAAGCUGAAUUUCGAAAGAUAUAUUAUUCAUCGUUUGAUGAAUAAAGCCUUCCUUAGCAAGUGACUCAAUAAAAUUCAAUACUUGGGCAAAAUCGUGAUGUUAUCAUGAAUUUACUAUCUGUUAGCAUUAGCAGCUCGUAAUUUGGUGACGUUUAAAGUAAUUUUUAAUUUGCAAUUCCUGACAUUGUUUUUAUUACUAAGUUUUACAAAACAAUAAAUAUAAGCCUCCCGCAUAAAUUAUUCUGUUGCAUAUUCUUUUGUGAUUGAAAUCUUUCUGAGUAAGUGUGAUAUGUAUAGUUGCUAUCUAUUGAUGAUAACCAUAAAAUCUCCAGUA
Messenger RNA from Rhopilema esculentum, 2044 nucleotides. Its product is annotated as tumor susceptibility gene 101 protein. The record is from RefSeq and is a predicted model, not a curated record. Gene Ontology annotation, molecular function: ubiquitin binding. Gene Ontology annotation, cellular component: ESCRT I complex. Gene Ontology annotation, biological process: protein transport; protein modification process; endosome to lysosome transport. NCBI's taxonomy places the organism in Eukaryota, Metazoa, Cnidaria, Scyphozoa, Rhizostomeae, Rhizostomatidae.